CCACACGGAAUGUCAUUAUCAGUGGCAGUGGCAUUGGCAACGAUCCUCCACCAAACUCUUGUGCGAAAAGAGAGCAAAAUAAGGUACGUGCUGGCUCGCAUUGCGCAUGUGUCCUUGACACCCUUCAGAAUCCUGACGGCUAGUUUGGUUGUGAUUACACAUCCAUCCCUUCUUCGAGUGUCUUUUGUUCCAGCUGAAGAAAGAUUCAUCAUCCUAGUUUGCAGUGUUAGUCAUUAUUUGAAAAACCUAUUCAGUUCAGAUUAGCUCCUCGAGAAAAUGGAUCCCAUUUGGCAAAACAUUACGACCGCACUGGAAGUCCCAUCGGAAGUGGCGGACAAGUGGCUGGCAAAGCUGAAACAGCAAUACUCUCUACCAAACAGGCAUUAUCACAAUGAAGAGCAAAUGCUCCGUCGGAAGGUCGAACAUCUCUCCGGCUCCAGUGUAUGCCUCCAGCUGGCGCUACUUUUUCAGUAUUACAACUUCGAUGCAGGGAAGGAUUGCGUCCAGGAGAACUGUGACGCUCUGAAGGAGUUCCUGGCCGAGGCCAAAAUAGACAAUAAAGCUCUGGAGAACAAUACCCUGAGACUGCUGGGAGACGUUUCGGUGGAAAGUUCUGAUUUGCCGGACGACGAUGUUUCCUACUUUCAGGAUUUGGAUCUUUUGAUAUUAGGGUAUUCCGCGGAAGACUACAAGCUGUACACUGAGCAACUCCGAAAGGAGUAUCCCUCGAAGGAAACAAGUUCCUAUGCAAAAAUGAGGUUGAAGAUCCUUCAAACUUUCAACCGAAUUCCCUUCAUUUACGCUACAAAGGAGUUUGGGGAUAAAUUCGAAAAAACUGCCAGGGAUAACAUUGGGAAGGAAAUCAAGGAAUUGGAAAGCCAAUAGGAAAGUGAAAUGAUAAUUAUUCUAAUUGUUGUACGGAAAUAAAUAAUUCACCAUGUUUGAAUGAGUAUGUAAACAGAAUAUAACCUGAAUAAACCUUCAGAGCCAACCGACCUUCGCAUUGUUUUGCUUUUAUGAUUCGAUAGCUACGUACUUGCUAUGGCUUACCUUGGAAAAGAAGACUUCGGAAUUAUGAACUCCUGUCUAGAGCAACAGAUUGUUUAUCCAAUUUUAAAUGUUUAGAAAAAUCAGUCGAAUGAAUAAAUUGAUAGUAUUUCACGCCAAAAUACGACGAAUAAUCGCGUCCACAUGCACAAAAUAAAAACUGCUAUCACUCACAAC
Messenger RNA from Ochlerotatus camptorhynchus, 1224 nucleotides. RefSeq lists its product as uncharacterized. NCBI's taxonomy places the organism in Eukaryota, Metazoa, Arthropoda, Insecta, Diptera, Culicidae. The coding region runs from base 277 to 885 and encodes 202 amino acids. The transcript has 4 exons. The record is from RefSeq and is a predicted model, not a curated record.